AUGGAGGAGCCACAAAGUCUGCGAUCUCUGUUUGCAUCCGCAAAGGAGCAAAAGAAUGCACUGGGAUCGCGGGGUGAUACCAACGCCGAGACCUACAGAGAUGAGGUCAAUGCGACGAUUGCCAAAUUCCAAGAAUGCCAGCGACAAGUGAGCAUGCUAUCCCUGUUUAGCUCUAAUGAGCUGCUGGAGGAUAUAUCAACGGCCGAUAUCCAGUACAUGACACUGGAAUUCCACCUAGCCGAGCUUUUGCAGCGAGUUGCCUCCUCAGAUCGUGAGUCUGUUCUCAAGCGCGCGCUUGAACAAUACGAGAAAUACCUGGUGCGCCUGGAAGAGUACCUCCUACUCUCAGGAGGAGACAAGAAGCUCUUUGAGCAAUACAUGGCCAAUCCGACCUCGUUUACCCUGGCACCGGCCAAUGAUGCUGCUGCCCGGCGGGAGAUCAAAGUAACACGGUUUAGGGCAGAAAAAGAACUAAAGCAGAAAUUGGAGUACUUCGCCCGCAAUGAAGCUCGACUGCAAAGCGACGAUGAUGAUACCCGAUCCCUAUACCUAGCGGAGCUCCAACUCUACACCCAUCAAACCUUCCAGGCACUAGAUCUCCUGGUUCAGGAAUUGUCGAUACUUUCAGCGAUGCGCAAUGCGCCACCCCGGCCACCACCGACGGAUGAUCCCAGACAGCGAAGCAACAUCGGAGGAUUAAAUUAUUCAGAACGUUUGGACCCUUCAAUUUCGCAGCUUCUGAGGGGAGGCAAGGGUGGUCCUAUUCUAAACAGCAAAGGAAAGCCAAUGCAGCCAUUUACAUUGCUUGGCCGGCGUACAGAGAUGCAGCAAGGAGUGUUUCGUCCGGGUCAUAGCCUUCCUACUAUGACUAUUGAGGAAUAUCUUGACGAAGAGCACAGACGAGGAAAUGUCAUCGAAGGAGGAGGCGAGAAGUCCGGCAUCAAACCGCAAGUUGAUGAAGAUGAUCACAACAUUGCCGAUCAGGAAACGAUGAAGGCAAGAGCCUGGGAUGAGUACACAGAAGCCAAUCCGAAGGGAGCUGGCAAUACACUGAACCGGGGUUGA
Messenger RNA from Penicillium paradoxum, 1065 nucleotides. RefSeq names its product IGBP1/TAP42 family protein. Gene Ontology annotation, molecular function: protein phosphatase 2A binding. The coding region runs from base 1 to 1065 and encodes 354 amino acids. The record is from RefSeq and is a predicted model, not a curated record. The transcript has 3 exons. Gene Ontology annotation, cellular component: cytosol. NCBI's taxonomy places the organism in Eukaryota, Fungi, Ascomycota, Eurotiomycetes, Eurotiales, Aspergillaceae. Gene Ontology annotation, biological process: regulation of signal transduction; regulation of dephosphorylation.